Messenger RNA from Laccaria bicolor S238N-H82, 423 nucleotides. Its product is annotated as mitochondrial 54S ribosomal protein MRPL51. Gene Ontology annotation, biological process: mitochondrial translation. The transcript is spliced from 2 exons. Gene Ontology annotation, cellular component: mitochondrial large ribosomal subunit. Bases 1 to 423 code for a protein of 140 amino acids. The record is from RefSeq and is a predicted model, not a curated record. Gene Ontology annotation, molecular function: structural constituent of ribosome. NCBI's taxonomy places the organism in Eukaryota, Fungi, Basidiomycota, Agaricomycetes, Agaricales, Hydnangiaceae.
AUGCCUUUGCCCAUCUUCCGUGCUCAGUUGCGUUCGACACCUGCAAACGGGCACGCAGCUUUUCUUCCACAUAUACGCAAGCUCGUCUUUGAGUUUUGCAAUAAAUGGCCCUCAUCUGAAAACACACGCACCUUUCUUCUCAACGACCUACAGUCUCUGGCACGCCAAAACCCCCAUGUAGAAAUCGUCGUCAGGCAGCGCAGUCAGAAAGAGCCUAUCGUCCGUGGCUUUUAUGUCAACAACCGCGACAAGGUCAUCCCCCUCAACUCCCUCGAGGUCACCGGCAUCCACAAAAAAGUCCGCCUUUUGCUCGAUUCAUCAGGUGCAAAAAUCAAACCCCUCAAACGUCGCCCCGUGGAGAGUACUACCCAGGCUGCGAGAGGCAUAUGGAGCGGUCUUCAUGCAGAUAGGCCAACGUUGUAG